Paramuricea clavata is the source of this 378-nucleotide messenger RNA. The record is from the annotation of a GenBank genome assembly. NCBI's taxonomy places the organism in Eukaryota, Metazoa, Cnidaria, Anthozoa, Malacalcyonacea, Plexauridae.
AUGAAGUGGAACAGGUUUUACAACAAAUACGGAGGAAAGGGAAGAAACAUUCCCCUAGAUCUCAAAAUGGAACAACUAAAUAAAUUACUGAAGUCAAUGUUUAGGAGUUUGGGACCCAAUGUUGAUGAAAAAAAAUGCAAAAAAAGAAUGUCUCAAAAGCAAGGACAUGGUUCCAAAGGAAAACCAGAAGAAACUGUUCAGCAAAUUAUCAAUGACUUAAAUGAAAAAUGUGUAUUUCAAUAUACUCCAAACAGAGAGGGCCAUCCAUCAUUUCCAAAGUUUGAGUCGAAUCUUGUGAAGAAUCUUAAAUACAGAGAUUUUCACAAGUGGAUGAUGGACACUAUACAUAAAUGGAAAUAUUUAACUGGAAGUAAAUAG